Recurvomyces mirabilis is the source of this 303-nucleotide messenger RNA. RefSeq lists its product as uncharacterized. The transcript has a single exon. NCBI's taxonomy places the organism in Eukaryota, Fungi, Ascomycota, Dothideomycetes, Mycosphaerellales, Teratosphaeriaceae. Bases 1 to 303 code for a protein of 100 amino acids. The record is from RefSeq and is a predicted model, not a curated record.
AUGGCGACAAGCAAGAACAAUAACCACAGCAAGCAGAAGGCAUCCUCGAAAUCGAGUAAUGCGGAACGUACCUCUGCUUCUACGACCCAAAACAGCUCUCAUCGUUACCUACAGAACCAACAAGUCUCGGCCAUCGAGAGCUGGAAGGACCAUAUACCAGUAGCUCGAAAAGAUUCGGUGACCGCCGAGCCCGAGCAGGAUGAUGCCGUCGUGCAAGCUUACUUGAAGGCGAAGAUGGCACUGUUCGACGUCAUGGCCCCUCGACAGCACACUGUAAAUGGGUCUAUGCCAGUGAUGAGAUGA